This is a messenger RNA of Daphnia magna, 1515 nucleotides long. Its product is annotated as putative nuclease HARBI1. The record is from RefSeq and is a predicted model, not a curated record. The transcript has 6 exons. Lineage: Eukaryota; Metazoa; Arthropoda; Branchiopoda; Diplostraca; Daphniidae. Bases 300 to 1247 code for a protein of 315 amino acids.
GAAAGAGAACAGGGGUCGAAUUUUGAACGUCAAUUUCACACUUGACUUAUCUUGACUUACACUUGACUUUGUCGGAUUUUCUUUACUUUAGUCUAAGUGCUAUUCUCAACCAAAAAAAUCAAGUCAAGUAUAAGAUUUUUUCUUAAAAACGUUAAAGUCGAGACCAAAUCUUAGUCUAAGUCACCUCAAGAAAAAAGUACCUUUAUAGGUACUUUUUCAUACUUGAACUUCCGAUAUUUUACUUAAGCUGAAAUAAACAACGGACGAAAUUGCCAGUGGCGCUCUAGUUUGUUUACAAAAUGGAUCGUGACGUAAAUGAAAUCGAUGAAUUUAUGGAAGAUUUAGCUAAUUUAACCGAUGUAAGUGAUUAUUUAUCAUCAAGUGAUAGUGAGGGGCGUAAAGAAGAACGGCGGAUUAAAAAAAGUCGACUAAUACCGUUUUAUAAAACGAGAAAAGAUAUCCUGACGUAUUUCUGUGAAGAAAAGUUGAUGAGAACUUUUCGAUUUGAUCGUGUUUCCAUCGAAUAUAUUACAGCUCUGCUUGAACACCUUUUUCCCAAAAGGAAAACCAAAGCUAAAAGAAACCUUCGGCCACUGGAUAUGGUUUUAAUUGCUUUGCAAUUCUAUGCAACAGGGACCUUUCAAACCGUUGUUGGAAAUGUUCUCCGGUAUAGCCAGUCAUCAGUCUCACGAUCCAUUAGUUGGGUCUCGCUUGCUUUGUCAUUGAUUUCACACAAACACAUUUGUUUCCCUGCUAACCUAAAUAACCUUAAGAUCCAGUUUGCUGAAAUAGCUCGUAUUCCCGGAAUAAUUGGUUGUAUUGAUGGCACACAUAUUAGGCUGCAGCGACCAACAGUGCACGAGAAGGCAUACGUAAAUCGUAAAAAUUAUCAUUCCAUAAGCGUCCAGGGUAUUUGUGAUGCGAAUCAUAAAUUCUUAAGUGUUUGUGCAACCAAACCCGGAUCUUGCCAUGAUUCAUCAAUUUUUAAGUGUAGUACCAUAGGAAAAAAGUUUAAGGCAGGAGAUUUCGGAACUAGUAUAAUGUUGGGUGAUAGUGGCUAUGCCAACACUCCCUUCCUAAUUAUUCCUUACAAUGAGCCAACUGAAGCAUACAAGACUAGAUUCAAUGCAGCUCAUAAAACUACACGCUGUGUAAUUGACCGAGCUUUUGGCAUUUUAAAGAAAAGGUUUAAUGUUUUGCACUCGGAAAUUCGUAUGCCGCCAGUAAAGCGUCUUGGAUUACUGUAGCAUGCUGCGUCCUACACAACAUUGCUAUAGAUUUGAACAUGCCACUUGAUGACGAAUGGGGCACCGAUAAUACGGAUUUUGAAGAUGAAAACGAGACGAAAGAAUGUGAACCAAGGCCUGAAAGGGCCGAUGCCCAAAGAGACAGCUUUCUACGACGUUUGGGAAACGAAAAAAGGCAGCUGAUAGCCUAUAACAUUUUUCGCCGGCAUUGAUUGCAUUGUGUAUUUAAACGUGAUGACUUACACCGAAAUAAAAACGUCAAACAUUU